AUGGUUGGAGCUUUGAUCGGAGAGGCUUUUAUCUCUGCUUCCAUCCAGGUGUUGUGUGACAGAAUUACUUCACGCGAGUUCAUCGACUUAUUUCGGCAGAAGAAACUGGAUCAACCUCUCCUCAUGAAACUGAAGGUGACACUGUUGACCUUGAACGCAGUGCUCAAUGAUGCAGAGGAGAAGCAAAUAGAGAACCCGGCUGUGAGAAAGUGGCUUGGCGAGCUCAAGCAUGCUGUCUUUGAUGCGGAGGACUUACUGGAUGAGAUCAACUAUGAAGCUUUGCGAUGCAAGCUCGAAGGUGAAGGUCAAAUCGACAAUUUAACCAAUAAGGUGUGGAACUUCCUAUCUACUUCUCAUAACCAUUUUUAUCAGAGCAUGAAUGUUAAGAUACAAGAGUUAUUACAAAGAUUAGAAGACUUUGUACAGCUGAAAAGUGCUCUUGUUGAUGCUAGGGAUGCCUUGCAAGGCAAUUUGAAGGAUAAGAAAGAUCUAAAAGAGUUAAAGUUGAAAUGGAGUGAUGAGGAUGCAGAUGAUUCCCUAAAGGAGAAAGAUGUACUUGACAAGCUCCAACCUUGCGUGAAUUUGGAGAAACUAACUAUUAGAUCCUAUGGUGGAACCCAGUUCCCUAAUUGGUUAGGAGACUCGUCCUUCUCUAACAUACAAGUCAUGUGUCUCAAAGAUUGUAGUUACUGUUGGUUGAUGCCACCAAUUGGGCGGCUACCUGCUCUCAAGAAGCUCAAGAUAAAAAGGAUGAAACUUGUUAAGACGAUUGGUGUUGAGUUCUAUGGAAGAAAUGAAGGUUCCCCAAUUCAGCCAUUUCAAUCUUUGGAGAAGCUGCAGUUUGGGGAAAUGGCAGAGUGGGAGGAAUGGGUACCAAGUGGAAGUGGAAGUGGAGGUGAAUAUGGUCCAGACUUUCCUCGUCUCCAGGAGCUGAUUCUAAAAGAUUGUCCGAAGCUUAGAGGAAGCUUGCCCUUGGCUUGUCAUAUGCCUUGCUUGAAGAAGCUUUGGGUGACUGGGUGUGGGGUUUUACAUGAUCAAAGGGCCACCACUACUACUACUUCUAGUUUUAAAAUGGACUCCUACAAAUCUCUUGAAGAAUUGUUUAUCGGUGAUGUAUACGAAACAGGUCUGUUACCAUUCCCAGAGAUACUAUUGCCCAACCUCAAUUGUCUUCAACAUUUGAGUCUCUGUGAUUGUCCAAACCUGUUGUCGUUCCCUGAAGAUGGUCUACCCACUACGCUGGCAUCGCUUGAGAUAGUCAAUUGUAGGAGAUUAGAAUUCCUACCUCAUCAGAUGAUGGCCAAGUUGACCUCGCUAGACAAUUUGCAGAUAUAUUAUAGCUGUGAUUCAAUGAGGUCCUUUCCGUUGGGCAUUUUUCCCAAAUUGACGUCGCUUUACAUUUGGGAGUGUGAGAAUCUGGAAUCCCUUUCCGUUGAAGAAGGAGUUGUUGAGAAUCUCAGUCAUCUCAGAACUUUGUAUAUCACAGGCUGUCCAAAGUUGGUGUGUUUUCCGGGAGAAUUGCCCGCUCCCAACUUGAAUGACUUUACAGUCCGUGAAUGCCAGAAUUUGCAGUCAUUGCCCGAACGCAUUCACACCCUCACAGGUCUUCAACAUUUGGGGAUAAGGGGUCUUCCAAAUCUUGAGUCAUUUGCAGAAGAUGGGGGUUUGCCUCCCAAUCUCCGAGUUUUUCGCCUUGAGAAUUGUGAGAGACUGAGGCCUUCAUCAGUGGGAGAGUACUGGGGUUUGCAAGGACUCGUCUCCCUUGAAGAAUUUAGCAUUGGUGGUAGGGGAAGUGGGGAUAUCUUGGAGACGUUGCUUCUGGAACAGCUGCUCCCUACUACUCUUCGCACUCUCCGCAUCUGGGGACUUUCAAGUAUGAAAUCUUUGGAUGGUAAGGGACUUGGACACCUCACUUCUCUUCAAAGCCUACAUAUUAGUGGGUGUGACAGUAUCCAAUUCCUGCCAGAAGAGGGUUUGCCUCCAUCUCUUUCUUUCCUGAGAAUCUCCCAAUGUUCUGCCCUGGAGAAAAGGUAUCAGAAUAAGGCUGGAGAAGAUUGGGCCAAGAUAUCUCACAUUCCUUGCAUCAGGAUAAAUGAUGAGGUCACUAUAUGA
Messenger RNA from Prunus avium (sweet cherry), 2112 nucleotides. Lineage: Eukaryota; Viridiplantae; Streptophyta; Magnoliopsida; Rosales; Rosaceae. The record is from RefSeq and is a predicted model, not a curated record.